GAUAUUGACGAAUGCAAAACGUACCCUGGCAAAUGUCAUGUAAAUGCUACUUGUAAUAACACACACGGAUCACACGUUUGCACAUGCAAACCUGGAUUUACUGGAGAUGGACGCAAUUGUACAGGUACAGUCAAUAAUCUCAGAAGCCUUCAGAUUCUUUUCGACUAUAAUGAUAUUUUUUGUUUGUUGUUGUAGUCGUUUUUUUUUCGUUGUUUUUUUUGAUACCACGGAAAGCCAAGAUUUGAUUUUUGUAACAUAGGGAAAGGCAAUUACCCGCAGUUGGUGCUUGGCUGUGAAUCUUAGAGAUAAAAUGUAUAAAAUUUCAUAAAUGCGUUCAACAACAAAAUGAAGUUGAAAGGAAAAAAUUAAGUGUGUAUAGUAUGUAUUAAAACAAAAUUUUAACAAUUGUUGACAGUUCAUUAAUAGGUCACAGAGGACGUCAAAAUGUGGUAAGAACAAAAAAGUGGCACACUCGGCUGCGCCUCGUGUGUCACUGAUGUUCUUAUCCCAUUUUGACGUCUUCUCUGAUCUAUUACUGAACAGACGCACGGCAACUUGGAAUCUAUUUGUUUUAUAUAAUAAAGAAUUAAAAAAAGCUUUAAUGAUGACGUCGUCUAUACGUUUGUCCUCCAAUAGACCAUAGGUAAGAACCAAUCAGAAUGCGUGCGUAACUGAGCUUAUAUAUAUAUAUAUAUUUAUAAUAAAGUUCGGAUAUAACGCGUGCUGUGAUUGGUUGAAAGAGCGUGCUCUAUGAGAGUAUAGAGCAUAGGGCUGAACUAAAGCUGUCACGCCAUCUGCCAAUUGUACUAUGUUCGACCUUUUCCGGGACUUCCUUUUAGCUUUAUUCCGAUAAUUAAAAGUGAAACAGAAGAAACAAAAAAGUGAAACAGAAGAACCAAACAAAGGUUUGUAAACAUACCAGGCGCCGUAAUUUACGUUAUUAAAACGUGAGCAGAUACGAAAAUCCUCAAAGGAAAAACAAAAUAGACAUUCCGAGUUUUAAAGAUUUCACGCUCAAUUAGAUUGCAAGCUCACGUACCGUAAUAAAAAUCAAACACAGCUAACACUCGUAUAGUAUAUAAAGUUCAGUGUUCAAAAACAAAACAUAAAAAAACAGAAAUGAUGAAAAAUAUAACCAAACUGGCAUAAUUGUUAAAAUUCAUACUAAUCACGACGGUGUCUGAGCGAACAUGAUCAUACUGAAGUUCAUCGCGGCUCGCUCAUCAUGGCGAUCUCCGGUCAUCACAGUAAAGCAAGCCUCAGAAACUACAUCGGCCGCCCUUCAAGUGAAAAAAUAAGAGCUUGCUCUGAUAUCCUUUCCGAUACGUUGAGUGGAAAGUCACAUCAAUUACUGCAGCCGAGUUUUGCGGCGCUGUCAUCCCGAGCGAUCUUCAUGUUUCGGUGAGUUCGGCUGUCGUUCAUUCAAAAAACACACGCCUUGAACAGUUUGUUUUCUACCUUGUCAUGUGAAAAAACUCGCGUGUUUUUAUAAGCCAUAAUCCGGCUGAAGUUCACUGAACAUUUCACUUCAAGAUUCUGUAUUAGAGACUUAAAAACUUCAAGCAAAAGUGUUAAAUUCGACCUACCGAACUAUUUUAGUUUGUAAACUAUCAUAGAAUGUGAACUUUGAUGGUUUUUUAACUUUAAUGGUUUGACACUUUUGACAGCUUUAGUCUUGUACAGCCAAUCAGAUUAUUUUAAUCAUUCUAACAGGGAUUCUGAUUGGCUUGCGGUAGCGUGCUUUAUGAGAGUAUAGAGCAUGCUGACGACACUGUUGUUCGCUUUGGAAAUAAAGUUUGUUUUGAAAAUUGAAAGUAAUGCUUGGGUAAUUUAACGGAUUCUUUAUUAUAAAACAAAUAGAGAAGCCUUGACUGUGCUCUGUUCUGUUAUAAAGCACUUAGGAAGCGGCUAGAGCACUCAAGAAGUGGGAAGAAACACUCGACUACGUCUCGUGUUUCUCCCUACACUUAUUUCGUGCUCUAGCCGAUUCCUGUGUGCUUUAUAACAGAACAGAGCACAGCCAAGGCUUCUCUAUUUGUUAAAUAUAUAUAUCAAAACUCAAAUGUAAUUAAUUAUCGUGCUCCAUAAUGAGGGCGUGGAAAUAUUUUAAUUCUAUCUUAUUAUCGUGAAAGUGGAUUUUUUUCGCUUCAGUCUGUCGUUGGUAUACGAUUUUCUCGAGGAAAAUCUUGCAUCUAGUUUAAUAAAGAUUGGUUUUAAAAGAAUAGGGGUAUCAAUUAUGUAUCAUAGCCUUUUUUUGUUCUGGCAUUAACCAUAUUCUAAUUUUCUUUUCAAUUCUUACUGCGCGCGCGCAAAAGAUGAAAGUUUCUUUAAACCAGUCGGCAACCGUUGGUCAAAAUUCGUAGGUGACACUGUACUCUAUAGCGUUGUAGAAUUUUGUAAUAUUGCCCACUAACAGACUUUUGACGGUAAAAAAAAAAACAGUUAGAUUCUAUAGGAAAUCAAAGAAACCAGUGAUGGGGCACCCUGUUAGGGAAAACCGGGUAUAGCUGUAUAACAACACAUUUUGCAUCAAAUACAUUAUUUUGCACUGUGACGCAGCAUGUAUUUUCAGGGUACAAAAUGAACCCUUAUAAUAAAUAACAAAAAGGAAAUAUUUAAUCUAACAAUGACGAUUUUGCUUCAUAAUUAGACCCUGAAAUUAUUUUCAUUUUCGUGUCAUUCAGAUGGGUAAAUGGCUGAUAUUCAUUACCACAAAUUUUUGAAGGAACGUUCUGCUCAUUUCAUAAUAAUCAUUGGUGUUAAAAGAUUACGAGUAUCACAUUUUGUGACAUUUAGUUUCUUUUAUUUUCUAGUGACAUUCGUUGUAGUUUGAUCUUGACUUAGUAUGCUUGUUCUCUUUCAGACAUUGACGAAUGCAGGGAGGUUCAUGUUGAUAAAAUAAAACAAUGCCAUCCGAAUGCCUCUUGCAUCAAUACCCAGGGUUCAUACAACUGUUCUUGUAACCCUGAUUACGUUGGUGAUGGUUUUAACUGUGAAGGUACGUUUGUUAUCUACCUUUUGAUCAGUUAUGUUCGGUCAGGUGACCAUAAGCAGCCGUACUGUUGGUUUUUUAUAUAUAAACUAGAUAAGCUGCACUAUUAUUGUGCAUAAAGUUGUUCUUUGAUGCGUUAUCGAAGAAAAAGGAAAUACAAAUUCAGAUACUGCUCUUCAUAGUUAAUAAAAUAUGAUUAGCCAUAUUAAUUAUUUUUCGUGGUUGACUAAAGAUGUCUCACUUCUUGACCUCUUAUAAAUACCUAACAGUUAUAAGUAGUUCUUGUGAAAUGAAAUUUCUGGCUUUGGCCGUUGAACUGCUAGAAUUUUAAGGCGCAAGAACAAAUCGGUUAACCAUUUAUUGUAAUUGCUGCAAUCAUCUUUAACCUUUUAGCCGAUCCAUGUAAUACUUAUAAAGAAUUGAACGAUGCCAAUAGAAGAAGUAAUUACGAUACACCGCAAGGUGGACCAGUGUUAUGCGACAGAGAUCUUGAGGGAUGGUACCGUUUUGUGGGAGCUGCAGGAAAAAAAAUGCCAACAACGCGUGUGGAACCAUACCACUGUGGUACAGAAUGGUCAGGCUGGUUGGAUGGUGCUCAUCCUACAGUGGAAGAUGGUGAAGUUCGAAGGACGGUCUGCUUUAGUAAUCGUAAAUCUAAGACCCCGCGUUGCAAAUACUCAGCAAAGAUUUUUGUGAAAAACUGUGAAUCCUACUUUAUCUACAAACUUGUUAAGCUAACAAAGUGUGAAUCGCGCUACUGUGCUACAGAUUGA
This is a messenger RNA of Pocillopora meandrina, 3765 nucleotides long. The record is from the annotation of a GenBank genome assembly. NCBI's taxonomy places the organism in Eukaryota, Metazoa, Cnidaria, Anthozoa, Scleractinia, Pocilloporidae.